AUGGCAAUUAACAUUAAACCUACAGCCACUCUUCUUCUUCUUCUUCCUCUCCUAGCAUUAUUCCAAACCUGCCAUGGCGAAUCACCUGGCAUAGCCGUCUACUGGGGUCAAGACGGUCGCGAAGGAACCCUAGCACAGGCUUGUAAUAGCGGCCUCUAUUCCUAUAUCAUCAUAGCUUUCAUUUUCGAGUACGGUGGCCACCAACCCCCUUCCGUCAACCUUGCCGGUCACUGCACUCCGUCCAUCAACAAUUGCAAGUUCAUCGGCCCAGAGAUCACCACUUGCCAAAACCUAGGAAUCAAGGUCUUAAUCUCCAUUGGUGGAGCAAGUGGUCAGCGCCAUUCCCUCACCGAUGUUGGUGAUGCGAAAUAUCUCGCCGAUUAUAUUUACAAUAAUUUCUUGGGUGGAUCCGCUCCCGACCGUCUGUUCGGAGAUGCUAUAAUAGAUGGCGUUGAUUUCGACAUGGAGUCGCCAAGUUCAUAUCUUGACGAUCUUGCUAGGUACCUGCAUGAAUAUAGUACACCGCAACGAAAGGUGUAUCUAUCGGCGGCUCCACAGUGUCCCUUCCCUGAUGCAAACAUUGGAGCUGCACUUAACACAGGACUGUUCGACUAUGUUUGGAUUCAGUUUUACAACAAUCCUCCAUGUCAAUAUAAUGGGAAUAGUAAAAAUCUUAUUGCAUCAUGGAAUGUAUGGACGUCGAAUAUAAAUGCACGAUAUUUCUUCGUGGGAUUACCAGGAUCUCCUCAAGCUGCAGGAAGUGGGUUUGCUACCCCCACCCAGAUUUGCAACGAAAUUCUUCCUGAAAUAAAGAAAUCACCAAAGUAUGGCGGCGUAAUGAUUUGGUCAAGGUAUUGGGACAAAAUCAGUCCAGAUAUUAUUAACUGCGUGAAGGGAUCAAGCCUGAUCAAAUCUGUCGCUGAGUAUUAAUCCACCACCUGAGUAAUAUUGUUAAAUAAAAUUAAGCAUCAUGAGAUAAUGCUUAACUAUCGUGAUAAUAUGAAGUUUGUAAUGACCCUCAU
Molecule: messenger RNA, 1022 nt
Organism: Carica papaya (papaya)
Lineage: Eukaryota; Viridiplantae; Streptophyta; Magnoliopsida; Brassicales; Caricaceae
Product: hevamine-A-like
Biological process (GO): carbohydrate metabolic process
Cellular component (GO): extracellular region
Molecular function (GO): chitinase activity
Source: RefSeq, a predicted model, not a curated record